AACACGACUUCUUGUGUAGUCAAAUGUACCACGCAGACCUUUUCUCCUUCUUACAGUAAACUCCAUAAAUCCAAUUAUAAAAAUCAUAGCCUAUAAAGCUCAAAUACCAGAACAUUUCCUUCCAAUUCAUUCUCCUUCUUACCCAAAGCUCCAUAACCCAUCAUCAAAAACUUCGGAUCCAUAGCCCUUAGAGCUCAAAUACUAUUACCAAUUUUUUCUAUCUUCCACUUUUCAACAGAAUAAAGCACCCAAAAAAUAACCCGAAAUGAGGAUUCCUUUAUUUAUCGCCAUUGUUUUUGUUCUAAGCUUAUCGCCAGCUUCAGCUCAUUUCUUCCCAAAUAUCUCUUCAAUUCCUCCUUCUUUAUUGAAGCCUAAUAACACUGCUUGGGAUGCUUUCCACAAGUUAUUGGGUUGCCACGCCGGUCAGAAAGUCGACGGCUUGGCUAAAAUUAAAAAUUAUUUUUAUAAUUUUGGGUACAUUCCUUCUUUGAGUAACUUUACAGAUGACUUUGAUGAUGCUCUUGAAUCUGCGCUCAAGACUUACCAGCAAAACUUCAACCUCAACACCACCGGUGUACUCGACGCGCCGACGAUUCAGCAUCUUAUAAGACCCAGAUGUGGAAACGCCGAUGUAGUUAACGGCACCAGUACAAUGAACUCCGGCAAGCCGCCGGCAGGUUCUCCGUCGAUGCACACGGUGGCUCACUACUCGUUUUUUCCGGGCAGACCACGGUGGCCGGCGAGCAAGACAGAUUUGACAUACGCGUUUCUACCGCAGAACGGCCUGACGGAUAACAUUAAGAGUGUGUUCUCACGCGCAUUUGAACGGUGGUCGGAGGUAACCCCGUUGACCUUCUCUGAAACGGCGUCGUUUCAAUCGGCCGAUAUUAAGAUCGGGUUUUUCGCCGGAGAUCACAACGACGGCGAGCCGUUUGAUGGUCCGAUGGGGACAUUAGCACACGCGUUUUCGCCGCCGGGGGGACAUUUUCACUUGGACGGCGACGAGAAUUGGGUCAUCAACGGCGUGCCGAUUGAUGAAGGGAAUUUCUUUUCAAUAUUAUCGGCGGUGGAUCUUGAAUCGGUUGCGGUUCAUGAAAUCGGGCAUUUAUUGGGUUUGGGCCAUUCUUCUGUAGAAGAUUCUAUUAUGUACCCGAGUUUAGCAGCAGGUACCCGAAGAGUGGAGCUUGCAAAUGAUGAUAUUCAGGGAGUCCAGGUGUUAUACGGGUCUAACCCGAAUUUUACUGGGCCGAACACAGUUUUGACUCCGACGCAAGAGAAUGACACAAAUGGAGCCCCGAUAUUUGGUUCAUUAUGGGUUCACGUGGUCGUUGCAUUCUUCUUAUCAUCAUUUGUCCAUUUAAUUUAAAAAUACUAUAUUUCUGUAUUAUUUAAUUCAUUUUAAAAAAUUUAAAAUAUCAUACGCCAUUACGUUGUCUUUUAAUGAAGAUUGUUUCACUAGAUGUUAAUUCCAUUAUGCUUGUAAAUGGUUGUUUUAUGUAUAGUUUUAGCUAUUCUCUUUUUUACUUGAAUAAAAAUUGACUCUAUUUUGAGGCAGAUAAA
Nicotiana tabacum (common tobacco) is the source of this 1560-nucleotide messenger RNA. RefSeq names its product metalloendoproteinase 2-MMP. Gene Ontology annotation, cellular component: extracellular matrix. Gene Ontology annotation, molecular function: metalloendopeptidase activity; zinc ion binding. Lineage: Eukaryota; Viridiplantae; Streptophyta; Magnoliopsida; Solanales; Solanaceae. The record is from RefSeq and is a predicted model, not a curated record. Gene Ontology annotation, biological process: collagen catabolic process; extracellular matrix organization; proteolysis.